AUGCCUAAAAUUACUGAUAUGUUAGAUGAAGAAAAGAGAAUUGCUGAUACUGUACUCUUUAAGAAAGAGGGUCUUGAAAUUCUAACUGAUGCAAUAUCGCAUAAGAGUCGAAUUAUUAAGACAAAUAUUCUUGUUGAUACUGGAAUGACAAAAGAAGGUUAUUCAACCAUUAACUUUCCAGCACCAUUGCUUCGAGCAACAUAUCUUCAAAAUCGGUUUGGUUCAGUGACGCGAUCUAAAUCACCAUCUCAUACAUUCAAGGACUUCAUCAUUUCUGUGUUCGCAAAAAUGAACUCUAAGGUGUUACAAAAAAGCUUGGGUGUAGGUAAUGAUUGUCUUCUUCUUGAACGUGCAUGGCAAAUGGAGUUCUACCGUGCAUCAAUGCAAGUUCUUCCUGCGGACAUUUAUGCUUCUGUAGAUGUUGGAGCAGUAUUUGGAUCAGAGGGCUACUUAGAUUUUUAUGUAAAUGAUCAGCGUAACUGGGCCAUUGAAUUAUUGCGAGAUGGAGAUAAAUUGCAAGAACAUCAAAGAUUUCAAAAAGAUGGUCGAUAUGCCUCUAUUCUUAAAUAUGCAAAAGAGUGGGCAAUUAUUGAUAUUCGAAAUAGUAAGAAAGGACCUCCAGAACAAAAGGGAAAAGACGUUAUUUAUGUUCUCUGUGCUGAAAAUUUUGAAUCUGUUCAGUUGAUAUAUCCUGAUGGAAAUAAAGAUCAUGUUCAAUUGCUAGGUGAAGAAGAAAAUUCGCUUGGAUAUGAUAUAUCGGAAUUUUUUAUCUAG
Messenger RNA from Ambispora gerdemannii, 774 nucleotides. Lineage: Eukaryota; Fungi; Glomeromycota; Glomeromycetes; Archaeosporales; Ambisporaceae. The record is from the annotation of a GenBank genome assembly.